This is a messenger RNA of Rangifer tarandus platyrhynchus (Svalbard reindeer), 456 nucleotides long. The record is from the annotation of a GenBank genome assembly. NCBI's taxonomy places the organism in Eukaryota, Metazoa, Chordata, Mammalia, Artiodactyla, Cervidae.
AUGCUGUGCCACUGCGAUCCUUCUGCACUGUGGGGAGCCCCUCUGUGCGCCUCAUUCGGGGCUGGUUUGCCUCCAUCUUUCUCCCGUCCUCCUCGCAUAGGUGCAGCCAACGUGGGUCCGGGGCCUGGCCCUCAGAGGCAGGGUCUGGGGGCUCUGCCCGGGGUGGGGCAUGGGAUCAGGUGGGCCCCCCCACCACCACCGAGGCAGGUGGGCGUGGAAGCAGCCCCACCCAGUCCCCACCCCCAUCUGUCCAAACUUCCCUCUUUGCUACUUCUCCUCCUCUCGCCUGGCUGCCCAGUGGUGCUGAAGGGGCCAUGUCCAUCUUUGGGCAGACACCGUCUCUCCUGGUCACUUGACUGUUUCCAGUUCACCUCUGUGUUUGAGGGACAGCCUGUGUGCAGCUUCACAUCUAGUGUCUUCGUGGAACCACCUGGAAGCUUGGAGGGUGGGGAAUAA